AUGACGUUCAAAGAUCUCCAUUAUUCAUUGGGUAAAUUUAAAACCGAUGUGCGUUCUCAAUUAGCACGUAAAAACCCUUUGCAGAAGCCAGAUACAAAGGCUCUUUCCAUGUGGAUUUUCGAGGAACGGAACGAUCUGAAAGCCAUGCGCGUGUCGGCUUAUCAUCGCGCGGAAACAUCCAAAUCGUUUGCGGAUUGGAUUGAUGAA
Messenger RNA from Zychaea mexicana, 207 nucleotides. RefSeq lists its product as uncharacterized. The transcript has a single exon. The record is from RefSeq and is a predicted model, not a curated record. Lineage: Eukaryota; Fungi; Mucoromycota; Mucoromycetes; Mucorales; Lichtheimiaceae. The annotation marks the transcript as partial.